AUGGGGAAAGCUGCGCUCAUGUCAAAGAUUCUUGGAGACGUGCUCUUCAACCUUUGCACCGGCCAUUACGAGAAGGGCAAGCCUACCAACGAGGCAAGGACCGCGGCACGGAAGAAGAACUGCAUGGAGUGUAUCGACAAAGUGCUUGAAGCAGUGGUGGGUCCCGGGGACCUCCUGUCCUCGGACGUGCGAGCCGAGUUUGCUGCCGAAGCCUAUGCAGCCUGGGGCUCUUGCAAGGGAUGCCUCGCUGCCAAGCAAGCAAAGUUGCCGCCGAAGGGCACCGAUUUUGCCAAGUACAACCUGGAGAUCGAGCAUGAGUUCACAACCACCGGCCCCUUCAGAGACUUGGCACAUGGAAUCGUGAAUCGCCAGCAGAAGCUGGACGAGGGCUUCUUCCACACUUUUGUGGAGCGCCUGAGGCAGGCUUUUGGCAGUGACUCCAGCCUGGGAGACGACGACUUCCAAGCCAUGGCCAUCGAGCUCAACACGAUUGCGGCCCUCUGCGCGGGGGUGCGUGCCUUCUGUGCUGCCAGCGGCUACGAGGUGCCUCCACUACCCUCCAAACCAAAUCCGUGCCAGCCUUCUCGCUUCCAGCGAGUGUCGGAUUACUCCACAGGCCCCCUGAGAAUGGACAAAACCAUUGCUUGGGUCCCAACGCUUCCUACAUCACAGCUCCGAAAAGAUGUUUUGCAGAGCUUCAACAUCGACUGGUUCGUGUGGUCUUUUGCAGGGAACAACCCGGGGGGCCCCACCUCCAAAGCCAGCGCCGCCCCCCUCACAUGCUGGGAGUUUAUGAAGUUCAUGGAUGUCAUGUAUGUGCCGGUCCAGGAUGCCCCACGAUUCCUCAAGGUUCCGGGCCAGGAUCGGACACUGAACAGGGGACAGCUGGAGGUGGCGGCCGCUGACUACACCACUGGCAAGGCCUGCAACUUCUGA
Messenger RNA from Symbiodinium natans, 936 nucleotides. The record is from the annotation of a GenBank genome assembly. Lineage: Eukaryota; Dinophyceae; Suessiales; Symbiodiniaceae.